This is a messenger RNA of Micropterus dolomieu (smallmouth bass), 1351 nucleotides long. It is a transcript of the gene endouc, whose product is annotated as endonuclease, polyU-specific C. The transcript has 8 exons. Gene Ontology annotation, molecular function: RNA endonuclease activity. The coding region runs from base 90 to 1031 and encodes 313 amino acids. The record is from RefSeq and is a predicted model, not a curated record. NCBI's taxonomy places the organism in Eukaryota, Metazoa, Chordata, Actinopteri, Centrarchiformes, Centrarchidae.
CUGCUGGUGGAUAGUGGACCUACAGUGGAACAGACGUGAGCGCUCCACUGUGGUCCGAGCUGAAGGAGUGGAAGCGUGCAAAAAGUAUCAUGGCUGGAAGGUUCUGUGGAGUCCUUGCCGUUCUUGCAGUGUUUCUUAGUGGACUGAAUGCAUCAAGGCCAGAAGUAAACCAGGAACUAUCCAAUAUUUUCAAUGAGCUGUGGAGGUUGGAUGUGAAUCGCAUGACACCUGGGCUAGACUACACAAUCUCUGUUCAGGGUAGAGCCAGCUAUGUAAACCAGGGCAGCCAUGUUGUCCAGGAUCACGCCGCACAACCUCUGUUCUCCAACGUUAAUGAGAACAAACUGAUGAACACAACCACCAUCCCACGAUUCACAAAACUGCUGGACAACUAUGAGCGGUCCACAGGUGUGACCGAACAAGUCACAGCAGAGGAGCUGACAGAGACUGAUCUCUUCCUGGAUGCCGUUUUAGAGACAGAAGUCAUGAAGCGGGCUCACAAGUACCUGGUGAGCAAAGGACAGUCGAGCUCCAACCUGAGGCAGUUUAAGAAUCAACUGCGCUUGAUCUGGUUUAAUCUCUACCACAGACAGAGAAACACAGGCCUGGACUCCUCUGGAUUCGAACAUGUCUUUGUUGGAGAGACAAAAUCUGGAACAGAAAUCAUUGGUUUUCACAACUGGAUCCAGUUCUACCUGCAAGAAAAAAGCAACCACUUGGACUACAAAGGAUACAAGGCCAGGCAACAAGACUUUCCUGAUCAGGACGACCACGUUCUGAACCUCCAGUUCAGCUGGCACGGCGUGGUGAAGCCCGUCGGCAGCGCCUUCAUCGGGACCAGCCCUGAGUUCGAGAUGGCGCUCUUCACCAUCGUCUUCCUCAUGAACACGGAGAGAAGCACCACAGUGCUGGUCAACAUUGACCAGUGUCAGAUGGAGCUGGUGGUCAUCCGGCACGGGCGCUCCCUCGGGACGGCGUACCCCAAACUGCUCAGCAGCAACAACAGACAUGUUAGGCAGCACUCACACUGAUGUGGAGGAUCUUCAGAUGCUAAGUGAUACUCACAUCCUUAUAAUGUUCAUGCCCACGAAUCAGAGGCACAAAUGUACUGUGGUAUAGUAUAGUGCACCACAUAGAUUUUUUUUUUUUUAAUUACACGUCUGUAAUUUUAAUCAGUACCAUUGAAAAGUCGAUUGAUUUGUCAUUAAAAGCUAAAUAAAAGUAAAUGGAGCUUUUUAAAGUCAAAUAUUUCAUGUGUUUAUGUCAGGGACUUUCAUUUAACCUUUUUAAUACAUUGAAAUCACUUAUUUGCUGUGAUGUAAUGAAUAAAGUUGUGCAAAUGUGGAAAAAA